Molecule: messenger RNA, 1492 nt
Organism: Phragmites australis (common reed)
Lineage: Eukaryota; Viridiplantae; Streptophyta; Magnoliopsida; Poales; Poaceae
Product: patatin-like protein 2
Exons: 4
Coding region: 76-1302 (408 amino acids)
Biological process (GO): lipid metabolic process
Molecular function (GO): monoacylglycerol lipase activity; glycerophospholipase activity
Source: RefSeq, a predicted model, not a curated record
UGUAGAUCGAGAACUAAGUAUAUCUAAGUGUUGGUUCAUUUCACUCCAAGGGGUUGCUGCCCAGAUUAGCUAAACAUGGGAAGCAACGGAACAGCCACGGCCACGCACGCGUCAGCGUUGGCUCCGCCGCCGUCGCAGGGGAAGCUGAUCGCAGUGCUGAGCAUCGACGGCGGCGGCAUCCGCGGGCUCAUCCCGGCCACCAUCAUCGCCUGCCUCGAGGCCAAGCUCCAGGAGCUGGACGGGCCGGGCGCACGGAUCGCGGACUACUUCGACGUGAUCGCCGGGACAAGCACCGGCGCGCUGAUCACGGCGAUGCUGGCUGCGCCGGACGAGAACAAGCGGCCGCUCUUCGCCGCCAAGGACAUCAACCAGUUCUACCUCGAGAACGGCCCCAAGAUCUUUCCACAGGAAAAGGCGGGGUUCCUGAAGCCGGUGGCGAACCUGCUGAGGGUGAUCAGAGGGCCCAAGUACGACGGCUCCUUCCUACACGACAAGAUCAAGAGCCUGACCCGCGACGUGACGGUGGCGGACACGGUGACCAACGUCGUCGUGCCGGCGUUCGACGUCAAGUGCCUGCAGCCCAUCAUCUUCUCCACGUACGAGGCCGAGCACGACCCCCUCAAGAACGCGCACCUGUCCGACAUCUGCAUCAGCACGGCGGCGGCGCCCACCUACUUCCCGGCGCACUUCUUCAAAACCCACGGCCCUGAUGGACAGUUCCGGGAGUUCCACCUCAUCGACGGGGGCAUCGCGGCCAACAACCCCACCAUGGUCGCCAUGUCCAUGCUCACCAAGGAGGUGCUCCGUCAUAACCUGAACUUCACUGGGAACCCAGCAGAGUACCGGAACUACCUCAUCAUCUCCAUCGGGACUGGGUCAGCCAAGCAGGCAGAGAAGUACACUGCGCCAAAGUGUGCCAAGUGGGGCCUGCUCCGGUGGCUCUACGACGGCGGCUUCACCCCACUCAUCGACAUCUUCUCCCACGCCAGCGCCGACAUGGUCGACAUCCAUGCCCAAGUGCUCUUCAAGGCCCUCCGGUGCGAAGAGAACUACCUCCGCAUCCAGGAUGAUUCGCUGACAGGUCACACGUCGUCGGUGGACAUCGCGACCAAGGAGAACAUGGAGGCGCUGAUCGGAAUCGGCAAGGAGCUGCUCAAGAAGCCAGUGGCGAGGGUGAACAUCGACACAGGGGUGUACGAGGCCGUCGCCGGUGAGGGCACCAACGAGGAGGCGCUGGAGCGCUUCGCCAAGAAGCUCUCCGACGAGCUCAGGCUACGCAAGAACAACUUCAACUCCUACUAGAGCUCAGGCUUCGCGUAGCCUAGCCAAGCUCUAAUAAGCUUCUGCUUGCUUGCCAACAAGCUGAGCACUAAACGCGGCCAAGUAUAUUUAGAUCUGCCUAAUGAGUUGUAAUACACUAAUACAUGUGAUAUGGAUGAUCAUUAGGGUAUAAUUGAAUUGAAUACGGACAGAUAUCGCUGAUCCUAUAUCU